Molecule: messenger RNA, 1710 nt
Organism: Durotheca rogersii
Lineage: Eukaryota; Fungi; Ascomycota; Sordariomycetes; Xylariales; Xylariaceae
Exons: 2
Coding region: 1-1710 (569 amino acids)
Source: RefSeq, a predicted model, not a curated record
AUGAACAGACUCCCACCCGAGAUCCUCUUAGCCAUCCUCGAGUAUACGGUCGCGUCCCUCUACUCGAACAAGAACCGUCUUCUCGCCCUGCGCACCACAUGCAAGCUGUUCGACGAGGUCCUCAAACCCUACGCCCUCCGCACCCUCCAGCUCGAGUUUACGCGUCUGGAUAAGGUAGAGAGGGCGCUUAAACCGCCCGAUGACGAUGCCCUGCGUCGCGUGGGCCACAUGUGCCGUGCCCUGUAUCUUGACAUGAUGGUGGUCAGAGACGAAGGCGAGAUCGGAUACCUGGACCAGAUGUUCCGCCCCGUACGCACCAUGGACAGCUUCGUCGCCGACCUCCGGAAUCGCUAUUGCAUGAGCGAGUCCUCCUUUACCGAGAUCGACUAUCGCCGCCGCGUAGGCACCAUGCUCGAGCACACCCCAAAAGUUAGCGCCGUAAAGCUGACCCUGCCCUUGCAGCUCGUGUCCUCGGGCCAAUACGGCGCUGCCACCCUGAUACUGGGAAACAGCUUCGAGGCGCUGGCCCAGCGCCCGGAGGGUUCUGAGACCCUCAGGACCCUGGUGCUGGAGAACCUGUCGGACGGCUCGGUCUUGCAGCUCUGGAAUAACCCUCAGGACGUGAAGAACAUCAUCGAUGUCUUCCAGGACCUCCGCCACCUGUUCCUGUCCAUGCGGCGGCACGAGGAAGACCCGGGCCACAACAUCAACUUCCACAAACGCCUGUGGGAGAUGAUCUGCAAGGCGAAGAGGCUCGAGAGCCUCUGCCUCGUCGAUCUCGACGCGGACGAGAAGCCCCCCCGCAAGAUCAUUACCUCGUCUCAGCUGGAGCGGCCUCUCGAAGAGUGGCAGUUCUUGUGUGUACCGAUGAUGCGAAGCCCGUCGAGAUCCGUGCUGCCAAACCUGGCAUUCCUCGAGCUGCGCCAGGUCGAGGUCAUGGGCAAUGGCCUGGUGUCGACGCUCAAGUCCUUCCGGCACUCGCUGCGGGAGCUCCACCUCGACCACGUCUACCUCAAGACCGUAUACAGUGUCGACUCCCCGCAGGACGUCAACAACACGCUCUGGAUCGGCCUGCCCAACGUCCCCCCGCCGCGGAACCACCAGUGGGUGGCGACAUGCCUGCGCCAGAUCGGCAUGCGCCUGCGCGUCUGCGAGGCCGCCUACCUCGGCUACGACCAGUUCGUCAUGGACGAGGAGCCCGCCAACGACGCCAACUACGACCUCGCCGACCCGUGCGGGCUCGCGCGCACGCUCGAGGAGCGCUUCGUCGAGGUCGCCACCGGCGUCGAGCAGCCCCGCGGCGCCGACGGGUCGCCCGUCGCUUAUUGGACCGAUACGGGGGCGGACACGGAGUCGGAGACGGACGAGGACGGCGAGUCGGAGGCGCCGGCACCGGGCAGCCACGGCCCCGCGGAGGCGGGCUCGGCGUCGGCGUGGCAGCGCUCGAUCGACGGCCAGUUCCCGAACUGCAACCCGUUCACGCUCAACAUGCUCCACGUGUUCGCCGAGAGCGCGUACAACGGCAUCACGAUCCUGAACCGGCGGGCGCUGUGGGACGAGUACGAGGACGACUACGAUGAGUUCCUGGAGCUGUACGACCCCAUCCCCAUCCCCACCUUCCCCGACCGCUACACCGAGGAAGACCUGCAAGACGACCUCGACUACGGCGACGGCUACGGCUACGGCUACGGCUUUGACGAGUUCUUUUAG